Messenger RNA from Huiozyma naganishii CBS 8797, 1158 nucleotides. It is a transcript of the gene MCM21, whose product is annotated as Mcm21p. Gene Ontology annotation, cellular component: kinetochore. The record is from RefSeq and is a predicted model, not a curated record. The transcript has a single exon. Lineage: Eukaryota; Fungi; Ascomycota; Saccharomycetes; Saccharomycetales; Saccharomycetaceae. The coding region runs from base 1 to 1158 and encodes 385 amino acids.
AUGCGUGAGCUGGAGGAUCUCGAACAGGAUAUUGACGCCCUUGAGAAAGAGAUUGAGUCUUUGAAGAAAAGAACAGCCGAUGUGAAGGGUGAGAUCAGAGACAAGAGGUUAGGUGGAUCCCGUACGAAAGACACAACGAAUGUUGUCAUCCAGGAAUUCGAAAGCGUCUUUGAGAAGUUCCCACAACUGUACGAUAUACUGUACAACGACUACCGACCGGACGCAUCGGAUAACGAUGACAACGACACCAAUUCCGUGGACUCAGCGGGGAGCAACCGUGCCAAUCAGACGAACAAUCGCAGCGUAUCGGCAACGGCUACCCCCGUUAAAACGGGCAAGGACAAAGCACAUCAGCAGGGCAACCGUUCAGAUGAGGAUUUACCCGAGGACGAAUGGGUGCUGAAGAACCAGGUGCCGAUUGAACAUCAAAUGUUCGACCAAAGUGUCGGUGACUUGUUGGACACCGAUAUACUGUCGUCACCUUCAAAGAGGAAGCGCAACCCAGCGCAGCAUGGAGCGGAUACGUCCCGACUACACGAGAAGAUUCUUCUAGAAAACGCUUACCGACUAUUUGGUAUCACGUACUUCCCAGUGGUAGACCCUGCGGACUUGCAAUUGAAUGCGGAGACGCAAAAGAUGGUCAUUACGCGAGAGAUGCUCGGAGUGAGAUUCGACGUGUUCAAUGACCAGGAUUCCAAGUUCGAGAAACCGUUCUACGUGCUGUUAAAGAAGAAUCUGAAGGCCAAGGUAUGGGAGAUCUUCAAGCACACGAUCCCGGGAAACAUUGACGUGCACUCUCUAUUCCAUACAAUAACGGGUGGCCUCGCCACGAGUAACAACGAUAUUUAUCUAUUCUCUAAAGAAGUCUACGUCAGAUUGGUCCAGAGUUCCUUGCGGUUGAAACACUUCAACUCUUUACAGGAACGUGGCCUGAUAGAAGAUCUAAGGGGGGACCUUAGAAGCACGAAUGUGUCGUUCAUGACGGGUCCCAGGUUCAUGAUCGACGUGAAGUUGACCAUUCAGAACAAUGAAGUCGUCUCGGUGUACGUGAAAAAGGGCAAAGAGGAGGUCAAGAGUAAGUUGGCCAUGUUCCUCACUGGGCCCAUCGAUGAUCUGGAGGGGAAACUGAAGCAGUUAACCGUAGAAAAAUUCGUUUAA